AUGAGUAAUAGUAAUGGUAAUGAACCGAAAGACAUAUCACAACAUUACAUAACUGACCCGCAAGCAAAAAUUCGAGAAUACGCUACGCAGACUUCGGCGUACAGUGUACCAGAAAAACCGGCGUCUGAACUUUAUGAGGAACAUAUUCGUAAACAGAAUCCUCAAUAUGGGAAACAAAGCAAGAAACAGGACGAUUUUAUCAGGGAACUUAGGGAUCAAGGUUUGACACGAACUCAGCGCAUUGCAAAUCAAUUUCAACAGCCGGAAGUCAGGAACAUAAAACCGCCGGCGUCUUUUAACAACGUCGUUGAGCAGAAAAAUCGUUUGGGCAACGAUAAAAUUGAUGAAAUGAUACGCGAUAUGGAAUGGAAGAUGAAAACAGGAUUCAAUACUGACAACGAAAGUUAG
Messenger RNA from Enterobius vermicularis (human pinworm), 408 nucleotides. NCBI's taxonomy places the organism in Eukaryota, Metazoa, Nematoda, Chromadorea, Rhabditida, Oxyuridae. The record is from the annotation of a GenBank genome assembly.